CAUCUUUUUUCUCACAACGACAGAACAACCACCAAUAACCCACACAGAACAUUAACUGAAGCAACUCAACCCAACAAUACAUAAAGAUGAAGGGAAGCCACAACAGAGACGAAGAAUCUGGAGAAGACAAUGGCUGCUGCAGCAAUUUCACGUGCGCUAGCUUAUUUGACAAGACUUGGAAGCAGAUUGCUUGGGGUAUCUUUGGCAUUGCCGUCCUGGCAACGGCCAUUGCACUGCUGGCCACUUCCCUGAAAAAGGUGGAUUCCACAGAGUAUGGAUUGGAGUACAAUGUCCAUAACAAGCAACUGGAUGAUCUGACCAAAGAGGGAGGAUUGCACACGGGACCACCUGGAUUUGAAUUCAUCAAGUUCCCGUCUACCUUUGUCACUGUGGAUUUGCCUGAUGGGACUUGUGUCUCCAGAGAUGGACUCAGAGUCCGCUUUGCUGUCACCUUUCAAUACCAAAUGCCAAAAGAUUGGAUGAGACCUGCUGUAAUCAAGUACAGAAACUUUGAUCGAUGGGCAACGGUGGUGGAGGCAGCCGGGACAUCCGCUGUGCAGCACACUUGUUCCCUAUUUGAAACGGCUAGCUAUCAGCAGCAAAGAGGCCUCAUUCAAAAUGCCAUGGAAGAGAACCUCCGAAUCAAAUUGGAAGGACCGGAUUUCGAUGGUGUCGGAGGUGUCUACGCCCGUGCCAUUUCUCUCCAACUCAAAGAAGUCACUUUACCGGAUGCCUACAAGGAUGCCGUGGCUGCCAAACAAGAGGCAGCAGAAGACAUUGAACUUGCCAAGAAUCAAAGAACGCAAGAAACAACAAAGGCACGAACGGCCCUCUUGUCGGCACAAGAAGAAGCCCGCAAAAUUAUAGAUUCUGCCGAAAACAAUGCCAAUGUCACACUUACGGAAGCCACCUUGCAGGCCGAAGAAAUUGCCUUUGCAUUACAGACCGAAGCACAGGUAUUAGUACGGGCCAAGACGAGUCUCAAUCUCACCACGGAUGGGCUACUGGCGUACAUGACCAAUAAACUCUACGAAUCCAUACCCAAUCUACGAGUCUCCACGGGAGAACCGGCCAAACUAUCGCGAAAGGAGGAAUUGUAAAAUAAUAUCAAAAUAAAAACGCUUAGUUUUACUGUCU
This is a messenger RNA of Seminavis robusta, 1137 nucleotides long. The record is from the annotation of a GenBank genome assembly. Lineage: Eukaryota; Bacillariophyta; Bacillariophyceae; Naviculales; Naviculaceae.